This is a messenger RNA of Ctenocephalides felis (cat flea), 1479 nucleotides long. Its product is annotated as zinc finger BED domain-containing protein 4-like. Gene Ontology annotation, molecular function: protein dimerization activity. The transcript has 3 exons. NCBI's taxonomy places the organism in Eukaryota, Metazoa, Arthropoda, Insecta, Siphonaptera, Pulicidae. The coding region runs from base 1 to 1479 and encodes 492 amino acids. The record is from RefSeq and is a predicted model, not a curated record.
AUGGAUAUGUUCAUUGACAGUUUCCAUCCAUUUUCGCUAGUUGAGGAAAGAUCUUUUAAAAAAUUAUUGCGCUGGAUUCCAGGAUAUGUUCCUCCAUCAAGGAAAACCGUUUCCGGAUCUAUGCUGGAGGAAAAAUAUCAUAAUGUAGUUGAAGGUGUAAAACAGAAAAUUUUAGAAGCGGAAACUCUUUGCAUAACCCUAGAUAUUUGGACAUCCAGGGCUACAGAGUCGUAUGUGGCUGUUACAGGGACACAUACAUCGUUCGGAUGCUGUCAAUUUGAAGGGACACAUACAUCUGAGAAUAUAGCAAAAGAAAUACAGAGAUUGCUCACUGAGUGGAAUUUGCAGCAAAAAGUUAAUUUUGCCAUAAGCGAUAACGCUUACAAUAUGAAAAAGGCAAUAAAAAAUAUUUUGGGAUUAAAGCAUCACGGGUGUUAUGCACAUACAAUAAAUUUAAUAGUGAAUGAUGGACUAAAAUUAAUUAAAAGUGAAAUUGACGUUGUUAAAAAAAUAGUGAGUUAUUUUAGAAGAAGUGUUACUGCUUCUGAAAAGCUUCAGAAGAAUCAACUACAAAUAUACGGACAAACCAAAAAAUUACUCCAAGACAUUGAUACAAGAUGGAAUUCAACUUUUUAUAUGGUUCAACGAUUUGUGGAACUAGAAGAUGCUAUUAAAAUGACUAUGAGUGUAUUAGAAACAAACUUAGCACCAGUAACACCAGAAAUGUGGAAAAUAUUAAAACAAUUAUGCUUAAUAUUGAAACCAUUCGAAAAUAUAACUAAUUCUAUAAGUGGUGAGAGCUAUUUAACGGGAAGCUUAGUGAUCGUUCUAACAAGAUGCUUGAAUGAGUCUUGCUCAAAAAUCUUGCUUAGAAAAGACUUGCUGUCUAUUAUUAGAAAAAUAACUGAAGUACUUAAAUCAAGCAUUAAUGAUAGAUUUUCAAAUGUUGAGAGGAGUGAAACAUUUGGAAUAUCUACAUUAAUGGAUCCAAGAUUUAAGUUACAGGGAUUUUCUAAUAUAGAAAAUGCAAACUUUAUUAAGGGGCACCUACAGCAAAUUGUGGUAAAUAUCAUCGAAGAAACACUAAUUGCUGAGUUUGAGGUUUUACCAGAACCAUCAAUUGAGGACACCGAUGAAUAUAACCCAUGGUUUAUUCUAAGCAGUUUGGUAGGAACGUCAUCACGUCAAUCGACUCCCAUGGGUACAGCCAUCAAAGAGAUUGACAUGUAUCUUGCUGAUGAUGUACUACCAAUGAAAUCAGCAGAUGGCACAUUCAACUGCCCAAUGGAAUGGUGGAACAAACAUAAGCAUGCAUAUCCAAACCUAGCAAAGCAACUGAAAACACAAGUGACAUCUGUUGAGGAGAAAGUUAAAACGCUUGAAGAACAGUUCGUAAGUGCAGAUGACAAGUACGCCGAAUUCAACGAUCGUAAGAGACGCGAAAAGAACGUAGUAGUUCAACGUAGUAGAGUCGAAUAA